AUGGGUCGCAGAAAGAUUGAGAUUAAAGCUAUCAAAGAUGAUCGGAACCGAUCAGUAACCUUCCUAAAAAGAAAGGGUGGCCUAUUCAAAAAGGCACACGAACUAUCCGUAUUAUGCUCCGUCGAUGUUGCCGUUUUCAUCUUUGGAAACAACAAAAAGCUGUAUGAGUAUUCUUCGACAGACAUGCGCGACCUCAUCAGCAGGUACCAAUUUCACGGCGGCCCAAACGAACACAAGGGACCUGCAGACUUCAACGGCGGAAACGACGAUGACGAUGACGAUGACGGCGAUGGCACUCCACCACGAGGACACGAAGGACCCGAGCACCAAAUGAUGCCUCCCCAGUUCCAUGGCCAUGGCCAGGCUCCUUUUGCUCAUAUUCGCCACCAUACCCCUUCAGCAUCACCGCCAGUACCAAAUGGCGGGCCAUUUCAAGCACAUCCAGGACACCCAGGUCACCCAGGUCAUCCUGGGCCACGGGGCAACACUCCGCAGCCUCCGAUGGGAUCAAGACCUGGUUCUCGAAAUGACAUGCGAAGAAUAGGGCCAAACAUGGUGCCUCAACCUCAUGGCGCCCAUCCUGGCAUUACGUACAUGCCCACCCCACCAAUCUAUCAAGGAUCGAAUCAACCCGGUAUGGUGGCGCCUCAACCCGCCGGACCAUAUCCAUAUGCUCCCCAACAUCAACAACAACACCAUCAUCAUCAACAGCAGCAGCAGCAGCAACAGCAACAUCAACAACAGCACCAGCAGCCGCCACCGCAACCGCCACCACCACAGCCAUAUGUGGAUGACCGUCGGCCGUCAGCUCCCCCUGGAUACGCUCCUCAACCACCACCUCACAGUAAUAGCCAACAACACCCAUUGCCUCCUCAACAUCCAGGACCACAUAUUUCCCCUCCUCCACAGCCUGAACGCCGACUUCAAGAUCCACCGCCGCCUCCGCGUGUUGAACCAAAGAUAGAGCCUGUGGACCGACAGCCACUGGGGUUGAAUACCGACGUUGCCAUCAAGAAGUUACCUCAGAGAAAGUCGCACAGUAUAUUCACACCCAUCGAAGAGAACCGGUCCAUUCUGUCACAACACCUGGCUUCGUUCACAACCGAAUCCCAAGGCGUCAAAGCGGAGUCAAAUCGGUCGCAAUCAGUUGAUGUUUCAUCUCGCGGUGGUCCAUCUACCUCACCACAGCUGAAACGAUCAAGUACACAAAACAGCCUGGACAAGACUCGGGCAACAUCGGUUUCUUCGGGUGCAGAUAACACUUUUACUCCCCCGUCAAGAUCUAAUAGCUUGAAGAUUGGCGGUCCUGGCGGUGCCUCGCGACCCAGAGGCCCUCGUCUGACUGUGCAAAUCCCCGAUGGCGCGUCAGAACCCGGCAGUGCUGGCGAGUCAAACUCGCCGCAUAACCCAACCAUCACGCCAACCCAAGCCCCUCGGCACAAUUCAGUUGUUCUCCCGCCACCAUCUCCGUCAGCAUCCGCUCUUCUCUCUGCGGGUGCGACAGGACCGCCAAACCCGUUUGCUCGACCACCACCGCAGCACCCGCCCCCGCAGCAAAAUGUGAACGGUGAGACGCCAGUGUCCGCACUGCCGUCCCGAUUCCUUCAACAUGAGUUGCUUCCAAGCCCCAGCAGCUUCCUCCCGGAUUGGAAUUUCCGUGGAAGCGAUAGCAACACCCUUCCAAGUCCACUAAACUUUGCUACUCCUGUCGUUGGCACUGGGCCAAGCUUUCUAAGAGAUGAUAAUCACGGCAGCGGGGCCAACCACAAUAGCAGCACGAGCAACAACAGCAGCCACAGUACAACGUCAACUGCAGCUACUCUUGCAAGUACCACAGCAACAAGUGGCGCAACCUCAACGACUGGAGCGGCGGGAAUGACGAAACGCAAGAGUCCCGAGUUUGGAGGCGGGAACCAAAAUGAAGGACAAGGAGGAGCUAGUGAAGCUAAGAGACUCAAGGUUGAGUACACUUGA
Messenger RNA from Pochonia chlamydosporia 170, 1974 nucleotides. RefSeq names its product MADS-box MEF2 type transcription factor. Gene Ontology annotation, biological process: positive regulation of transcription by RNA polymerase II. The transcript has 3 exons. Gene Ontology annotation, molecular function: RNA polymerase II cis-regulatory region sequence-specific DNA binding; protein dimerization activity; DNA-binding transcription factor activity, RNA polymerase II-specific. The record is from RefSeq and is a predicted model, not a curated record. Lineage: Eukaryota; Fungi; Ascomycota; Sordariomycetes; Hypocreales; Clavicipitaceae. The coding region runs from base 1 to 1974 and encodes 657 amino acids.